Rangifer tarandus platyrhynchus (Svalbard reindeer) is the source of this 2889-nucleotide messenger RNA. NCBI's taxonomy places the organism in Eukaryota, Metazoa, Chordata, Mammalia, Artiodactyla, Cervidae. The record is from the annotation of a GenBank genome assembly.
AUGGCGGAACGCGGAGGGCCGGGCGGUGGUCCCGGAGGCGCCGGGGGCGGCAGCGGCCAGCGGGGCUCCGGGGUCACCCAAUCCCCGCCGCAGCCGCCGCCGCCGCAGCAGCAGCCGCCGCCGCAGCAGCCGACGCCCCCCAAGCUGGCCCAGGCCACCUCGUCGUCCUCGUCCACCUCGGCGGCGGCCGCCUCCUCCUCGUCCUCGUCCACCUCCACCUCCAUGGCCGUCGCGGUGGCCUCGGGCUCCGCGACUCCUGGCGGCCCGGGGCCAGGCCGCACCCCCGCCCCCGUGCAGAUGAACCUGUACGCCACCUGGGAGGUGGACCGGAGCUCGUCCAGCUGCGUGCCCAGGCUGUUCAGCUUGACCCUGAAGAAACUUGUCAUGCUAAAAGAAAUGGACAAAGAUCUUAACUCAGUGGUCAUCGCUGUGAAGCUGCAGGGUUCAAAAAGGAUUCUUCGCUCCAACGAGAUCAUCCUUCCAGCCAGUGGACUGGUGGAGACAGAGCUCCAGUUAACCUUCUCCCUCCAGUACCCUCAUUUCCUGAAGCGAGAUGCCAACAAGCUGCAGAUCAUGCUGCAGAGGAGAAAGCGUUACAAGAACCGGACCAUCCUGGGCUACAAGACCCUGGCCGUGGGGCUCAUCAACAUGGCGGAGGUGAUGCAACACCCGAACGAAGGCGCCCUGGUGCUCGGCCUGCACAGCAACGUGAAGGACGUCUCCGUGCCUGUGGCAGAAAUAAAGAUCUACUCCCUGUCCAGCCAGCCCAUUGACCACGAGGGGAUCAAAUCCAAGCUGUCUGACCGUUCUCCUGAUGUUGACAAUUACUCUGAGGAAGAGGAGGAGAGUUUCUCAUCGGAACAGGAAGGCAGUGAUGACCCGCUGCACGGCCAGGACCUGUUCUAUGAGGACGAGGAUCUGCGGAAAGUAAAGAAGACCCGGAGGAAACUCACCUCCACGUCCGCCAUCACAAGGCAACCUAACAUCAAGCAGAAGUUUGUGGCCCUGCUGAAGCGGUUUAAAGUUUCAGACGAGGUGGGCUUUGGGCUGGAACAUGUGUCCCGGGAGCAGAUUCGCGAAGUGGAAGAAGACUUGGACGAGCUAUACGACAGCCUGGAGAUGUAUAACCCCAGCGACAGUGGCCCCGAGAUGGAGGAGACAGAGAGCAUCCUCAGCACGCCAAAGCCCAAGCUCAAGCCCUUCUUUGAGGGGAUGUCGCAAUCCAGCUCCCAGACGGAGAUCGGCAGCCUCAACAGCAAGGGCAGCCUCGGCAAAGACACCACCAGCCCUAUGGAAUUGUCUGCGCUAGAAAAAGUCAAAUCUGCUCGGAUUAAAAAUCAAGAUGACAGCUUGACUGAAACAGACACUCUGGAAAUCACUGACCAGGACAUGUUUGGAGACGUGAGCACGAGUCUGGUUGUGCCUGAGAAAGUCAAAACUCCCAUGAAAUCCAGCAAAACGGACCUGCAGGGCUCUGCCUCCCCCAGCAAAGUGGAAGGGGUGCACACCCCCCGGCAGAAGAGGAGCACCCCCCUGAAGGAGCGGCAGCUCUCCAAGCCGCUGAGCGAGAGGACCAACAGCUCCGACAGCGAGCGGUCCCCUGACCUGGGCCACAGCACGCAGAUUCCUAGAAAGGUGGUCUAUGACCAGCUGAACCAGAUCCUGGUGUCAGAUGCGGCCCUCCCAGAAAACGUCAUCCUCGUCAACACCGCUGACUGGCAGGGCCAGUAUGUGGCGGAGCUGCUGCAGGACCAGCGGAAGCCCGUCGUGUGCACGUGCUCCACGGUGGAGGUCCAGGCAGUGCUGUCUGCCCUGCUCACCCGCAUCCAGCGCUACUGCAACUGUAAUUCCUCCAUGCCGAGGCCGGUGAAGGUGGCGGCGGUGGGCGGCCAGAGCUACCUGAGCUCCAUCCUCCGCUUCUUCGUCAAGUCGCUGGCCAGCAAGACCUCGGACUGGCUGGGCUACAUGCGCUUUCUCAUCAUUCCCCUCGGUUCUCACCCAGUGGCCAAAUACCUGGGCUCUGUCGACAGCAGGUAUAGCAGCACCUUCCUUGAUCCUGGCUGGAGAGAUCUGUUCAGCCGCUCGGAGCCCCCGGUGUCAGAGCAACUGGACGUGGUGGGGCGGGUGAUGCAGUACGUCAACGGGGCGGCCGUGACGCACCAGCUGCCUGUGGCGGAAGCCAUGCUCACCUGUAGGCACAAGUUCCCUGAUGAAGACUCGUAUCAGAAGUUCAUCCCCUUCAUUGGCGUGGUGAAGGUGGGUCUGGUCGAAGACUCUCCUUCCACGACAGGUGAUGGUGACGAUGCACCCGUGGUCAGCCUGACUGUGCCUUCCACGUCGCCACCUUCCAGCUCAGGCCUGAGCCGAGAUGCCACGGCCACCCCUCCCUCCUCCCCGUCCAUGAGCAGCGCCCUGGCCGUCAUGGGGAGUCCCAGCAGCCCGUACGGGGACGUGAUUGGCCUCCAGGUGGACUACUGGCUGGGCCACCCCGGGGAGCGGAGGAGGGAAGGCGACAAGCGGGACGCCAGCUCCAAGAACACCCUCAAGAGCGUCUUCCGCUCAGUGCAGGUUUCCCGCCUGCCCCACGGCGGGGAGGCCCAGCUCUCCGGCACCAUGGCCAUGACCGUGGUCACCAAAGAGAAGAACAAAAAAGUUCCCACCAUCUUCCUGAGCAAGAAGCCUAGAGAAAAGGAGGUGGAUUCUAAGAGCCAGGUCAUCGAGGGCAUCAGCCGCCUCAUCUGCUCUGCUAAGCAGCAGCAGACCAUGCUGAGAGUGUCCAUCGACGGGGUCGAGUGGAGCGACAUCAAGUUCUUCCAGCUGGCAGCCCAGUGGCCCACCCAUGUCAAGCACUUUCCAGUGGGACUGUUCAGUGGCAGCAAGGCCCCCUGA